Messenger RNA from Chaetomium globosum CBS 148.51, 2817 nucleotides. RefSeq lists its product as uncharacterized. Lineage: Eukaryota; Fungi; Ascomycota; Sordariomycetes; Sordariales; Chaetomiaceae. The record is from RefSeq and is a predicted model, not a curated record. The transcript has 10 exons. Gene Ontology annotation, biological process: nucleoside metabolic process. The coding region runs from base 1 to 2817 and encodes 938 amino acids. Gene Ontology annotation, molecular function: catalytic activity; protein binding.
AUGCGCCAGCACAAAAAACGCGCCAAGACGGCCCUGGCGUUUGCCGCACACAGUAGCUGUGGGUGCGCGGGAUGCCGCGCCGCUGAAGCCGUGCGCGGGGUUGCUGCCCAAGACACCGGCAUACCGCCUGUGAGCAGAAUGCUCGACAUCCGCCUCUCGGCCAGGUUGUCUUUCAGGCCUCACAAGCCUCCACGAGAACCCGCGAUCCGGCGAACCGCCGCAACCGUUGACAUCCAACUUCGCACCCGUCCUCCCGAGGACGCACCCGAUUGUCUCUCAAUGGCUGCCCAGACGGUGACCGAGCUCAGAACCCAUAGUCGAUACACGGUGGGAUGGGUUUGCGCUCUUCCCAAAGAACAGACUGCGGCGACGGCCAUGCUGGAUGACAGGCAUCCUGAUCUUCCGAAGCCGCCCAACGACGACAACACGUACACCCUGGGAUCCAUCGCUGCCGCCGUCGCUGCGCGGAUGGUCGGCACCUUUCCAUCAGUCAAGGUCGGUCUCAUGGUCGGCAUCGGCGACGGUAUUCCACCCAAGGUUCGGCUUGGCGAUGUCGUGGUCAGCUCACCCGUAGGCCAGUUUCCUGGGGUGGUCCAGUGGGAUUUCGGCAAGGCGAUGGAAGGGGCCAAAUUCGAACGGACCGGGUCGCUCAAUAACCCGCCCACAUCACUCCGCACAGCUUUGACGAAACUGGAGACGGAGAACGAGUUGAGCGGGUCCAAGAUACCGGAGUACUUAGACGAGCUCAAAGAGAAAUGGCCAAGGCUGGCACCAAAGUAUCUGCGGUCCGGCUCGCUUGAGGAUGUGUUAUUCAGGGCGGAUUACGACCACGUCAGCGAGCGCAGCUCGGAUUGCGACGUCACCUUGGACAGUGAUGACGAGGACGAAGAGGAAGAGAGCUGCCGGUUCUGCGAUAGGGCCAAGAUCGUGAAGAGGAAGCCCAGAGAAAUGCGUGUGCACUAUGGCCUGAUUGCAUCGGGUAACCAAGUGAUCAAGGACGCUACCUUCCGGGGCAGGCUCAAUAUGGAUCUUGGUGGCAGUGUUCUCUGCGUUGAAAUGGAAGCGGCAGGACUGAUGAACAACUUCCCGUGCCUCGUCAUUCGAGGCAUCUGUGCCUACGCGGACUCGCACAAGAAUAAGGACUGGCAGGAGCACGCAGCGGCCGUGGCUGCGGCGUUUGCGAAGGAGCUUCUGGGAUACGUACAGACAAGUGACGUCGACGGAGAGCGCCCGGUGAAGGAUAUACUAGCCCAGGUGUCCAAGAUUCAAGAAAGCGUGGCUGUGGUGACAGCGAAAAUGAAAACAAAAGAAGAACUUCAUACUCUUAAUUGGCUCACGUCGGUUGAUUAUGCCGACCAGCACAACGACUUCAUCCGCCGGCGACAGGAAGGAACCGGACAAUGGCUAUUGGACUCGGCCGAGUUCCAAGCAUGGCUCAACACCGACAAGCAGACACUCUUUUGCCCCGGCAUUCCCGGAGCAGGGAAGACACUCAUCACGGCAAUCGUGAUCAAUCAUCUUCAGUCGAGAUUUCGAGAUGACCAGAGCACCGGCAUCGCGUACAUCUACUGCAAUUUCCAGCGGCAAGACGGGCAGAAGCCCGAAGACUUGCUCGCCCAGUUCCUCCUUGCGCAGCUCCACAUAGAUAUGCUUUUAUCUCAGUUAACAAAGGGGGAUUUGAAGCGGGCCUUGCAGUCACUCGGCAAGGGAAUGGAAGGAUUGGAAAAAACUUACGACCAGGCCAUGGAGAGAAUUGAACGUCAGGGACGCGACCAUGCGGACCGCGCCAAGCAAAUUCUAACAUGGAUCGUCCACUCGAAAAGGCCUCUCUCUGUCCUGGAGCUCCAGCACGCUCUUGCUGUGCAGGCAAAUACGGCGGCCCUAGAUACAGAUUUCAUUCCAACCGCUGAGGUCAUGUUGUCUCUGUGUGCUGGACUAGUUACUAUCGAUGAAGAAAGCAGCGUCAUCCGGCUGGCUCACUACACCACCCAGGAAUACUUUCAGCAAUCCCAGAAACAGUGGGUUUUGGGGGCAGUGGCCGACAUCGCGACAAGAUGCGUCACAUAUCUCUCGUUCGAUACGUUCCAAAACGGGUCCUGCCCAACACACGCGGAAUUUGAACAGCGCCUACGAUCAAACCCACUCUACAAGUAUGCGGCGCAAAACUGGGGGCAUUAUGCUCGUGAGGCUCUGACAUCGAAUCAAUCGGUUGCGGAGUAUCAAGAGGAUAGAGCCAAGGUCGAGGCGUUGAUCAUAUCCUUCCUCGAGACCGCUCCGAAGGUCGAAGCGUCGAGCCAAGCAAUGCUCUACUACGGUUUCAAGAUCGAAAGGACCAUGGCAGGGCUCCAUCUGGCAGCGUAUUUCGGGCUGGCAAAUGUAACAGAGGCUCUAAUCAACAAUGGCCAUGGUGUGGAUUCGCCCGAUCACACGGGCCGGACGCCGCUUUCUUGGGCUAUUGCGGGAGGGAGAACGGCGGUUGUCAAACUGCUGCUCGAAAGGGGGGCUAAUGUGGACUGCAGUUACCGGCUUAUCUUAUUAUUAACAAAAUGGUCAGACCCCUCUGUCGCAUGCUGCGGAAAUAAGGGACGAAACGAUUGUUGGACUCCUUCUAGACCAUCAUGCUCAACAAGACUAUCCGGACGGAGAUGGCCAAACGCCGCUAUCACGGGUUAUAGCGGGACGGAGAACGGCGGCUGUCAAACUGCUGCUCGAAGGGGGGCUAAUGUGGACUGCAGUUACCGGCUUUCUAGAAGAAUUAUCAUGCUCAGCAAGACUGUCCGGACGGAGAUGGCCAAACGCCGCUAUCACGGGCUAUAG